Oreochromis niloticus (Nile tilapia) is the source of this 4708-nucleotide messenger RNA. It is a transcript of the gene map7d2a, whose product is annotated as MAP7 domain containing 2a. Bases 374 to 3058 code for a protein of 894 amino acids. Gene Ontology annotation, biological process: microtubule cytoskeleton organization. The transcript has 17 exons. The record is from RefSeq and is a predicted model, not a curated record. NCBI's taxonomy places the organism in Eukaryota, Metazoa, Chordata, Actinopteri, Cichliformes, Cichlidae. Gene Ontology annotation, cellular component: microtubule cytoskeleton.
CUCACUCUGGGCCCGCCUGCUGUUUGCACUGAGUGGAAAUCUCCAUCUGCCGGUAAUGUGUGACGGCCCGUGAAUGAGUGCGCGCUCACGCCGUGCAGACGCACUCUGUGGUUUGGCGAGCACACGGGGUUUGUAUACGCUUUAUCAUUGCCACUUCAUUUCCAGCAGCAUCUCUCUCUCUCUCCUCCAUCCACGUUUCACCACAGCCGCAUAGCGACCUUCAGUGCACCUCGCUGAAUGCUGUGUGUUCGUGUUGGUCCGCCGUGGCUGCGAUUAUCAGUGCUGCUGGAGGGAAACGGAUCGCCGUGCUGCAUCACUGUAGCCCGCUUUGGAUGACAUUUGGGUGUAGGCUGUUCUGACUGUAAUAGCUACCAUGGCGAAAACAGUCGCCUCAUCCGGCGCAGUCACAGGUGAAAAGAUGGCACCGCCAUCCAUCACUCUACUUCCUGACAAGAAAUCUCCAACAAACAGUCACAGCUCUCCAGCCCGGACUGGAAAAAACACCCCAUCUAACACAGAGAAGAAGCUACACAUGAAUGGGCACGCUUCCCCUUCCCACCUACCUGCUAAUGUCAGCAGCAACCAUGGAGGUAAACCAAUUCUGGAGGGUUACUUGAAGACAGACGACAGGAUGCGUUUAGCCAAGGAGCGGCGAGAGGAGAGGGAGAGAAGCCUGGCGGCCCGGGAACAGCUAAUCAGGGAGAAGGAGCGCAGAGCUCGGCUGCAGUAUGAACGCACAGUGGAGGAACGCUGGAGGCGGCUGGAGGAGCAGAGGCAGAAAGAGGAUCUUCGCAGAGCUGCAGUGGAGGAAAAGAGGAGGCAGCAGCUCGAGGAGGAGCGGGAGCGGCUCGAGGCCCUGAUGAAACGCUCUCUGGAGCGCAGCCUCCAGCUGGAGCAGAGGACAAAACGCUGCAGCAGAGGCUACCAUCAAGGAGCAGGUGACUGUGAGAAUGCCCCACUCCCUCUCUCUGCUGCCUCCGCCUUUUCCCAUGGCAUUGCCUCCCCCAUUCCUGCUGUCAGCGAAUCUGCACCCUGCAGCCCUCACAGGUCACCUUUCCACACCUCAGUGAACCGUGUAGAUCAGAACAGAGCUGGACUUCAGGGAGGCUCUCAGUCCACUCCCAACACCCCAAAGAAAGAGCGGCUGCGCAGAGAGAGAAGAACUGCAUCCCCAGGUUGUGGGUCCCCUGUGAGAAGAUCUGAAUCUCCUGCCAGUUUCACCAAACAUUUGGCUUCCCCUCCCACCCCUUCCAAGCUACCAUCUAGGAUUCGUGCCCAGUCUCCUAGCAAUGCACAUCAGUACCAUUACUCUCCGACAAGACAGCGCCCCAACCCGAGUGAUGAUAAAAAAACAGGAAAUGACAAGGUGGGAAAAAAGGGCGAGCACACCAAAGCUGAGACUGCAGUGAAAAAGAGCGCCGACAUCAACAGCUUAAUUUCAUCUCCACCACCUCAGAAGAGUAUGGCCAGUACUGAAAUCGCUAAAACCAAAUCCUCCGAUAAGUACCUCAAAGGAGACACCAUUGAAAAAUGUCAGUCGCCUGAAAGAGGGAACCAGCUGACUUCCAAAGGAGAUCCCUUAGAGAAGAUGACACAGAGCAAUUUUCAGGAUGGAGACAAGAAAAAAGAAGCAGCACCAUGCACAGGCAAGGUGGCUGCUGGCACAUCAAAUGCAGAGGAGGCUAGCAGGUUGCUGGCUGAGCGUAGGCGCCAGGCUCGGGCUCAGAAAGAACUGGAGGAGAAAAAACGGGAGCAGCAAGAAGAAGAAGGAAGGUUACGAGAGGAACGGAAGCAACUUGCACAGGAGCAGCAACGGCAGGAGGCAGUGAAUCAGCAAGUGAAGGAGAGAAGAAAGAGUGAGGCAGAUGCUCAUUUGAAACAAGAAGAAGAGAAACGAAAGAAGGAACAGCAGGAGAAGGAGCUACAGGCCCAGAUGGACAGAGAGAGAGAAAAAGCCAAAGUCCUGGCUCAAGAGGAUGUGGAGCGUCAGCGGCAAGACAGAGAACUGCAGACACAGCAAGAGGAAGAGGAGCGGCAACAAAGAAAAAAGAGGAUUGAGGAGAUUAUGAAGAGAACUAGGAAAGGUGAAGCUGAUUUGAAGACGGAGGAACAGGUGGAGACAAAGUGCGUCUCGCCACCAGGUAAUAUAAAGACUAUUCAAAGCAAUGCUCAGGUUAAAGAGCCAGCAACCAAAAAGGUUGACUUUCAGGUUAAAGAGCAGGUCAUAGUUCAGGUCAAAAUAAAGGACACUGCUCUCGGGAAGACGGACACAGUCACGGCAGCAGCAGCACAGAUGGACAAUCAGAAGCAAGUAAAAAACAACACUCAUCUUGUGACGCACAGUGUUCCUGACAAGAAAUCUGAGACAAGACAAACCAGGGAAGAGAUUAGCAGCCAACUUAAAGUAGCCAAAGCCUGUGUACUCCAGCAAGAGGGGGGAGAGAUGGAAAUGAAUGUAAACCAGCAGCACAGAGCAAGUGUUAAUGUCACAGACCAAAUCAUGAAAGAACCCACAAAGCUGAGGGGAGAAGGCGUUGUGAUGAACAGUGGAGGAAAGGGUGGAGGAAGUGCCUUGAAGAAGAAUGCUCCAACAGCUGAAGCAAGCAAAGAGCAGAGCGUGGAUGUGCCAGCAGCUGACAAAGCUGGGGGAAAGGAUAAAGGAGGGUCCCAGCUUGGGGUUGGUAGACCUCCUGUGAAACCCCUGCCAAUGGGAAACCUGUCACCACCAGUCAUCAAGCUGGAGCCACUCAAUGUGAAGCACACAGGGUCUUGCGAUGAGGUGCAGUCGAUGGAAGUCAGCCCGGCCUCAAAGGAAGAACUCAUUUCGAUCCCAGAGUUCUCGCCUGUCAAUGAAAUCCAGAGCAGUGGCAUGAGUAACACCCGGGCCCUCGAAGAGCUGAUGGACCUGACAGGGAGCGUCACCUAUGCUAAACUGUCCUCUGAAAGCAGCAUCGGUGACUGCAACAAGAACCUCAUCGAGGGUGUCGUCAGUCCCGUCUCAGACUCAAAGCUCAUUGGGAUGGCACCUCCGUCCUCGAAUAAACUAAGCAUCAAGUAGCCGAUUAAUUCCUUUCUCUUCCUCUCUUGCUUGCCUUGUCUCUGUCCUCUCCGUCUGUCUCUCACACACAGGCACACAUACGCUCACAGGAUGUCACAUUUUGACUAUGUGCUCUUGUGUCAUUAAAGUAAUGGGAAUAGAGCCAUAGAGAUUGACCUAAAAAUGUACAAUAUGACCUUCAAUAUAAACAAAACAUCUCCUAUUUAGUAAUAACAUAGCAAAUGACUGUGUUACAGCUGUUGUGAAUCUGCAGUUCUUGUUUUGAGGACAAGUAUCCACUUAUGAAAGACAGUCAGUAGAUGUGUGACACAAUGGAGAAAAAAGUAUCAGGGAUUUGAAUACUAGAAAAAUUUCAAAAACAUACUAUUACUUAAUUACAUUAGCUGGGGAAGAGCUUGCCCUGCACAGAUUCCUUACUGGCUCCCAGUUCAUUUUCAUGUUGUAUUAAAGCCUGCUCGGAGCACUGAUGACUGUAGCCUUUCCAAACACCCUCCUAAGCCUUUAAAUGAUCUUCAAAGUGUUGCUGGGAAGGCAAGACAAUUUAAUGUUCAUGACAGGUUUAUUUUUAAUGCUAACUGGCAAUGUUACUGGUGUGUGUAUUGAUAUUGGAUUCAAGUAACAAACUAAAAUCCAGGCAGACUACUCCAACUAUGUAUUAUUUACUGUCUCUCCCAGCAAACAAUAAUCUUGAUAUUUUCCCUUUAUUCCCUUUUCAAGUCUUUCUAACUGCAUGCAAAUGAGGAGGGAAAUGACCUUAAAAAAGUUCCAAGUAAACUUGAAUGUUGCAGCAAACUAAAAACAAGUCAUGUCAUCAAUGCAAAGAAAGUACCAGUAUUGUGCAGAGCAGAACCAGUCUUCUACAAAUAUACAGAAAUCAAGAAAGCAAGGCAGCCUUAAACUUCCUGUUAUUUAAAAAGAUAUAUUAGAGAUAUUAAAGAUAUAUUAUCUGUGAAACAGAAAUUUCCCUCUAUGUCUGGAUACUGACGUAUAGGACUGAAGGGCGCAGGGACAGGAAUGUUUGCUGAGCGACUUGCAAAUGAUCUGGCUUGUAGCUUUAAAGAUACUGUUUACUGCUGACCCCCCCUUACAUCUGAGAUCAUGAACACUUUUUCAACAAUUCAGUGACAUUCACUUUCUGUAUUGUGUUAAAAUGUAUUUUCAGUAGAGAUGCCUUAUCUGGGACUGAGCAGCUGCUUAUUUUGUGUUUAUCUCAACAUGACCACUGGGAUAGUUGUGUGUCUGUAACCUGUAACACUUGAAACUUGGUUUGAAAUGCAUCAUGUCUGCCAUGGUGCAGACAGUAAUGUCGACAUUCAGUGCAGUUAAGAAGUGACAUUUAGUUUUUGUUGUCAAACAACCCAAAUCAGUGGCCAUAUAACAGUCUUAUGCAAAGUAGCCACAUUGAAAUAUAAAUCAUAUAUCUGAGUUAUGGUUUGAUAUACACAUCUAUAUAUAUUUUGCAUAUUCAAACAGCUGGAGGACUGGAAAAUGGAUAUGAACUAAUAAUACACAAAGCCACAUCAAAGAAGUAUUCACGCUUGCUCAUUGCUAUACAUGAAACCAGUGUCAGUCACUCAGCUUAUGUAAUUACUGUAGACAUUGUGCAUGAUUAGCAUGGAUAUCUGAAACAAUAAAGCGCAAAACUGAGAA